Molecule: messenger RNA, 1221 nt
Organism: Aspergillus thermomutatus
Lineage: Eukaryota; Fungi; Ascomycota; Eurotiomycetes; Eurotiales; Aspergillaceae
Exons: 2
Coding region: 1-1221 (406 amino acids)
Source: RefSeq, a predicted model, not a curated record
AUGGGUAAUCUCUCAUCUUUCAUGAGAUAUUCUGCCGCAGACAGACCAUUAGGGACUCCCCGUCUUACUCUUACUUUCGAAGCAAAAAAGGAUCUCGAUAUCACUGUUGAGACGUCAUACCCCAUCAUCUUCACAAUCACGCGGGAUGCAGAUGAUCCCCAGACGCAACCAUGCAUUAUUCACUGGGACCCUAUUGAGGAUGGAUUCGGCCAGCCGGGUAUAAUGCUACUUCAUUCUAAUUUUAAAUUCACAAAGGACCUGGAACCCGUCCAAGUCGACUCUAACCAGCUGCGCGCAAAAUCCCUCCACGCAAGAGAAGUAUCCACGUCAGACCCGUGCUUCAAACAACUGAACCCAGGCUCCAGCGUUUCCUGGGAGCUGGCCUUGCCGUUUGUCUACUUUGAUUCCUUCCUACCAGGGCAAUAUUACAAAAUCCUCUGGGUAGGCGGGCAAAUCUUUUUGUGGGACUGGGGCACAUUAGCGGAGCACAGUGGCCGCACACUCGGCCCUAAUUCCUCUGCAGUGGUCCUACCGGGCGGGCCACAGCAGUUACUGAGCAUUGCCUAUGAUGAAAGUGAUAUAGACGAUGUAGGCCCAUUGCCGCCUUCACCCGGACCUAUUUUGGCACCUGCCAGGAUGAGUGGCGCCCCGGUCUUCAGCCUCACCGUCGCUGGACCCGCUACGCUAUCGAUGAGAGAUCGCAAUCCAGCGGGUAGACUACGCUAUCCUGUCACAAUGACACUCUCGUAUGAUGCAGCUCCGGAUGGCUUAGACGGAAAGCCGGUCACAUUUCAUACGUUCAUAUUCAAAGAUAAGGAUCGCCGCCAGGAGGGUUUCAGGCUCUACUUUAGACGAAAGGACGACUGGAGCCCACAUGAAAUUGCAGGCUCAUUUACGUACCACGAAUACAUGUUUUCUGAGCGCGUCCCGGUAAAUGUUGGCCGCAACGACCAGAAUAAAUUUGGGGCCCUGGUGCCUGGUGAGUCGUGGUCAUUCACGCGGGAGGUGACUGAUUUCCCGAAGAAUGUAGCGCCCGGUGAUGAAUUCCGGUACAGGUUUAAGGGAGCUCAGCUUGACUGGUGGGAUUGGGGACACUUUCGAGAUCAUGAAAACACUGUGGUGUGGAUUAAUGGCAAGGUCCGCGAUCCAAAAGAUAAUGGGGGCCGGCCUGGGCUUGUGGUGCCGGCUAGUAACUGGGUCGAGUUUACAGUGGUUGAAUGA